Fusarium tjaetaba is the source of this 300-nucleotide messenger RNA. Its product is annotated as ribosomal l36. The transcript has 2 exons. Gene Ontology annotation, cellular component: ribosome; mitochondrial large ribosomal subunit. Gene Ontology annotation, biological process: ribosome biogenesis; translation. Lineage: Eukaryota; Fungi; Ascomycota; Sordariomycetes; Hypocreales; Nectriaceae. Gene Ontology annotation, molecular function: structural constituent of ribosome. Bases 1 to 300 code for a protein of 99 amino acids. The record is from RefSeq and is a predicted model, not a curated record.
AUGGCUUCAUUCCUUCGCGCCUUCUCGCUAUCGGCGAGAUUAUUGAUCCCAAGCAAUGCCAUGGGCGCUUUUGCGACUCGCGCCAACUGGUCGCUCUUUGCCAGCCCCUCAACGACGCCCAUCUCUCGAGCACUCGGAAACGGUUUGAUGCAACAGACUCGCGGCAUGAAGGUCCACAGUUCGGUAAAGAAGCGAUGCGAACACUGUAAGGUCGUUCGACGGAAAGCCGGCAAGCGACAUAACGGCUACUUGUAUAUCAUCUGCAAGGCGAAUCCUCGACACAAGCAACGACAAGGUUAA